UUACAGUGAUAGUGACGCUUGACCUGACAAGCGGGAGGCCAUUUUAGCAACAUGGACGAUGUAUGGGGCCAGUAAUAUUCUGUAGCGGUGCUCUUGUGUAUAUUACGGUUUGUUUUCAUGCGGUUGUUUAAGCGAGCUCUGGUUAUUACGGGAAGCGCGAGCUCGUGGCUCGCUUUAGUGGUGUUGAGGGAAAGCUCGGAGCGUAACGAUGUUCCUCCUCACUGUCUGCGGGGCUCACUCGCUGCACUAAACGACCACCGUUUCCCUUCAACGAAACUCGAGGCUCUGCGAUGCUCCCCAAACCGCAUCUGGAUCAUGGCUUCUAAACCCCACCCUCCUCUGAUGAAGAAGCACAGUCAGACCGACUUGAUAAGCCGCCUGAAAAGCCGGAAGAUUCUUGGAGUUGGAGGCGAAGAUGACGAUGGAGAAGUUCACCGAUCAAAGAUCAGUCAGAUGCUCGGAAAUGAGAUGAAGUUUGCCGUUCGAGAGCCAAUUGGGCUGAGGAUGUGGUUGCUAACCUCGGCAGUGGGUUUCACGGCGAUUGCCUUGAUGGCCUUGGUUUUUCCCAACCAUCUAUAUGAGGUUGUUUUUGAGGAGGAACUAUCUACAACCAGCCUCUCCGUUCGCCUUUAUGGAGGAGCACUGCUCAGCUUGGCCCUUAUCAUGUGGAACGGCCUCUACACGGCAGAGAAGAGCGUCAUCCAGUGGACUCUGCUGAGUGAAGCUUGCUACUUUGCAGUGCAGUUUCUUGUGACAUCCAUCACCUUCAUAGAGAUUGGAAUGCUGCCCAAUGCUGCCGUACUGCUGCUUCUCAGCAGAGUCCUCUUCCUGGUGGUCACCAUGGCUUACUACUACCACCUGGGUCGCAAGCCAAAGAAGGUCUGAGCUGAUAUGCAUGCUCCAAGGAUAAAGGGAGUGGACUGCUGAGCAGAGAUCACAAAACGGGGUUGCAAGGUUUGGAUUAUUAUUUGAAAUGGAUCUUGGUUGAAGCGAUAUAUUUUCCCAGUGGGAUGCUUUUCUCCUUGCUCCAUCAAUCCCUGGGACCUAGCGUAGUGUUUCCCCCCCCCCCAAGUAGUCAACAAAUGAGCACAUUACAUACUUGAUGAAAUAAAUGUCUCUUUCCUUCAGAGGAGUAUGAGGUCAAACCAUGACACGAAUGCCUAUUGAGUGCUGUUAUUGUUAAAAAAAAAAAAAAAAAAAAAAGCCACUUUGUAUUGCAUUGUAUCCUUGUGUCACCUUGUUUAUCAGCUAUGUACUGUACAUGGCAGUCUCUCACUUGGUUGCUAAUGUACCGUGAGAAUCCUUCCGAAUUUACAGUUCAAAUGACUGCUUCGGAGGACCAAUAGUUUGCGCUGGAUUUUGUUGUUCUGUUUAUUCACACUGUGUUUGCUAAAAUGCUAUAAGCGUCAACAGCGCUCAGUAAAAUUCGGAUAAAGGCCUAACAAGCCAAGUCUUUUGUUGACUUUCAGAAUAAGCACAGCGGUGAACAGAACUGGGGUCGCAUUGUAUUUCAGUGUCAACAGGGAAGCAAAGUGUUUUUUUUUUUUGGACAACUCAAUGCUUCCAAAGCGAAGAGUAAAUGUUGUGUACAGUAUAUUCACACCAGUAAUGAUCUUCCUCAACAUUAAAGGCAGAAUAAGCAAAGUAGAUUUGACCUUUAGUGUUGAGCUGGCAUCACAAGCAGUCCUUGUUUUAGAGCACAAAACUGCUUUGGUUCCUCAUGAGUGGUGUAGCACAAUUUUUAUAUAACGCCAUAUCCGUAGCCUUGCCUUAAAGCAAUUUAAAACUGUCACCCACACUGCAUCUUGACGUUUACUGGGUGUAUAUGUAAAUAAAAGUACAUGUGGUAGUGUCAUGAAGCAGACAGGGAACGUGUUCAGUAUUAGGUAAAUCUAAGGUUUCGCACGUGUAAUUUUGUACCUAUAUAAGCAACUCUUGUCUGUUGACGUCAUGCAUAUAAUAAUUGAGCAGUGCCGAAUUAGCCGAGACAGUGUAGCAACCAAUGAAUCAAACUGAUAUGUUCACAUUGGUGAAAGUCAACAUAUUUAAAAAUAAAUAAAUCAUUUGGUGUAUUUGAGGAAAAAAGGUUAUGUGCUUUGUCACAGGUACUUGGCAAUUGAGUCCUCCUCCACAACACUCUACAUCCAAGUGAUUUGACUUCAUUCCAGUUCAGUGAAGGUUUUACUCUGAACUUGUGCUUUUCUAUGCCUUGGGCUCGGUCGAGGGAACCAUCUAAAAUGUAACUGAAAACAAAGCUUAAAUUCAUGAAUAUACACCGGGCCUCCUCCAGGUGGUCCCUCGGUCACGCUCCAGAUGGGAGUAGUCCUGAGGUCUGAGUGAUUGCGGGUUAGCAGUUGCAAGUUCAGUUUUCAGCAUGCACGCGUGCUUGUUACUUGGGUGAGUCUUAACUCCAGAUAGGGAAUACAUGGGUGAGGUCUCCUGCACUCCUCUAAAGUAGUAAUUAUCUCUUACCAAUGUUUAAUUGGAUGCAUUUCUCCCCAGCGACAGUGUGCUUAAGCCUACUACUCUGUCCUUACUACCACGCUAAUUAAGGGGUUGGAAAAAAAGUAAUUCCAUUUCCGCCUACACUAGAGGCCUCAAAUCAUCAGACUUUUGAAAUGUUCAAAGGUCUGUGGCGUGCAUUAUUUUAGGGCAAAUAGGCUUUAUUUUUGGGGUGGAGGGGGUAUGAUGACCAAGAGAAGGCCAACCAAAAAGCUGUUCUCUGACAUUACUCUCCGAAAAUUAUGUUGCUCAGUUGAGUUAAGUGGAAGAUCAAGAGCAGUUGUUUAACUCUGAUACAGUUCCAAAGCUUUUGUUCUGUUCUGAAUGGCAUUCCAGGUCAAAUGCUUUCAACUUGUAGCAUUGUUUUCUUAUGUAUAUACUGUUUGUGGAUCAUGUACCUCAAAUGAAAUUGUUAGUUUGAAAUAAAGAACACUUGUCAAUUUUGAAGACUUCCAAA
Messenger RNA from Phycodurus eques (leafy seadragon), 2959 nucleotides. RefSeq names its product tumor protein p53-inducible protein 11-like. Bases 118 to 885 code for a protein of 255 amino acids. Lineage: Eukaryota; Metazoa; Chordata; Actinopteri; Syngnathiformes; Syngnathidae. The transcript has 7 exons. The record is from RefSeq and is a predicted model, not a curated record.